Molecule: messenger RNA, 1878 nt
Organism: Carassius carassius (crucian carp)
Lineage: Eukaryota; Metazoa; Chordata; Actinopteri; Cypriniformes; Cyprinidae
Gene: polm
Product: polymerase (DNA directed), mu
Exons: 11
Coding region: 136-1662 (508 amino acids)
Biological process (GO): double-strand break repair via nonhomologous end joining
Cellular component (GO): nucleus
Molecular function (GO): DNA binding; DNA-directed DNA polymerase activity
Source: RefSeq, a predicted model, not a curated record
UGUGACGCACACGUGACACCUUUUCCUUCAGUCUGGUGGAAGCGCAGAAAUAAGCACAGAGGGUCUGAUCUCAUCUACUCUGUGGUGGUAGAUGGGCUGAUGAAGAUCAUAUGAUUUUAGUGUUUGCUCUAGACUAUGAUCCCAUUAAAACGCAGGAAAGUUUCUCUCCCUGUAAACCAAGAGAAUGACACCUGUAAGUUUCCCCAUGUUUCUAUAUUCAUCCUGGAGAGGAAGAUGGGGACAUCUAGAAGAGCAUUUCUUACACGACUAGGACGGAGCAAAGGAUUUCUUAUUAAAGAAACCUACAGUUCCUCCAUCACGCAUGUUGUGUCUGAAAGCAACAGUGGAGAUGAAGUCCAGGCUUGGUUGGACAGCCAAACUGGACGAGACACCUCCAGUUCUGUCCAUCUGUUGGACAUCAGGUGGUUUACGGAGAGCAUGGAGGCAGGACAUCCAGUUCUAGUUCAGGACAGACACAUAUUAAAGGUUAAACCAAAACCCAACGGAGACGCCACAGCAAUGCUGAUAAAAACUUACGCCUGUCAAAGACGAACACCUUUAAAACACCACAAUUCAUUUCUAACAGAGGCUCUUGAAAUCUUGGCUCAGAAUGCCGAAUAUAAUGAUAAUGAAGGACGGAGCGUGGCGUUCAGACGGGCGGCUUCAGUCCUAAAGGCGCUUCCCCGGCGCGUGAGGAGCAUGGAGGAUCUCAGGUGUUUGCCCUGCCUGGGUGACCACUCACAGAGAGUUAUAAAGGAGAUUUUAGAAGAUGGAUCAUCAAGAGAAGUAGAGUCAACAAGACAAUCAGAGCAAUAUCAGGCAAUGAAGGCACUAACUGGUAUUUUCGGGGUGGGUGUGCGGACGGCAGAUCGCUGGUUUAGAGAGGGUUUGCGAUCUCCAGAUGAUUUGAUUCGCACAGGGCAACAGUUAAACCGUGAACAGCAAGCAGGAGUCCAGUAUUACGAUGACCUCCAGAAACCCGUCACUAAGGCUGAGGCUGAUGUCAUCAGUGAUAUGGUUGAGAAAGCUGUGCACGCUGUGCUUCCCAGAGCAGAGAUCCAGCUCAUGGGAGGCUUCAGGAGGGGGAAGGAAGUCGGACACGAUGUGGACUUUCUCAUAACACAUCCAGAGGAAGGAAAAGAGGAAAGACUGAUGCCUAAAAUCACAAACUGGCUGGAGGAGCAGGGUUUACUGCUGUAUCAGAAGACGACCAGAAACUCUUAUCUGGAGAAAAUGGAUGGUCCAGCUCGGGCGUCUAGUAACAUGGAUCGCUUUGAGAGAUGCUUUUCCAUAUUUAAGCUUCAGAAAUCUGCCGCGAGCAUCAAAUCGAAUUCUUCUGCUUCUGCUGAGGAUGUCAGUGCAGGACGUGAACGCGAACGAGCCGGUGAGCAUCAUUCAGAAGCGUCCGGCUGGAGAGCUGUACGGGUCGAUCUGGUGGUCAGUCCCUACAGUCAGUUUGCCUUCGCCACUCUCGGAUGGACCGGCUCAAAGCUGUUUGAGAGAGAGCUGAGACGGUGGGCGGGGCAAGAGAAGCACAUGUCCUUGAGCAGCCACGCCCUCUAUGACAACAAACAGAAUCUGUAUCUCAGAGCAAAGACAGAAGAGGAGAUUUUUGCCUACCUGGGUCUGGAGUUUAUUCCUCCAUCCGAGCGAAACGCCUGAAUCUGUCCGUUUUGGAUUCUCACUACAGAUGUGUCAGUGCUUCCAUCGCCGAGCCUUAUAUUUUAGCUCCCAGUUAUGAUCAGAUCACUUUUUUUUAUGUUUAUAAGACACAAUGGAAAAUAGACAGGUAUAUGAUGUUUUCCAUGCAGUCCUUUUCCAAUAAGUAAAUCAACUGCGAUAUGCAUAUGCAGUUUCAUGCAGGCUCUUUGUAAAUAA